Messenger RNA from Tremella mesenterica DSM 1558, 699 nucleotides. RefSeq lists its product as uncharacterized. The record is from RefSeq and is a predicted model, not a curated record. Gene Ontology annotation, molecular function: GTPase activity; GTP binding. Lineage: Eukaryota; Fungi; Basidiomycota; Tremellomycetes; Tremellales; Tremellaceae. The transcript is spliced from 6 exons. Gene Ontology annotation, biological process: Golgi to plasma membrane protein transport; protein localization to organelle; intracellular protein transport. Bases 1 to 699 code for a protein of 232 amino acids. Gene Ontology annotation, cellular component: Golgi apparatus.
AUGUAUCAUCUCCUCAAAGGUUUACAUGAACAUUUGACAAGGAAAGAUGAGUACUCGGUAGUCAUCAUAGGUCUUGACAAUGCCGGAAAGACAACAAUGUUGGAGAAGAUCAAAACGCUUUACAAUGUGACGCCUGGUAUGCCACCGGAUAAGAUUGGACCUACAGUAGGACAGAAUAUCGGAAAGAUUUCUUUACCCUCCACUACACUCCAUUUCUUUGAUCUGGGAGGACAAAGAGAUAUACGAUCCAUCUGGCCGAAAUAUUAUGAUGAAUGUCAUGCUGUCGUUUUCGUUCUAGACGCUUGUGAUCAAGCUAGAUUAUCAGAAACUUGGGAAGUUUUCGACAAAGUCCUAAACUCUCCUAGACUAUUAAAUCUCCCCCUUUUACUCUUAGCGAACAAACAAGAUAAUUCAAAUUCAUUAUCCGUAGCUGAGAUAAGAGAAUCUUUCGAAGCUUGGCAACGUGCUCAUCCCCCAUCUCCAGAAGCAGGUCCAAGUUCAUCUCCUAGUGAAGGACACGGACGCUCUCCAUCUUUGAAUGGCGUGACGGGAAAAUGGGAUGAUGGGGGUGCUAAAGAUGAGAGAAUGGCAAGUUUGGAUGUCAUGGGAGUUUCAGCUUUGGAAGGGACAGGUGUAAGAGACGCCAUCAAUUGGUUGUAUAUCAGAGUUCAGAAUGCUCGAAAGAUGUCAGUGAUCUAA